Owenia fusiformis is the source of this 712-nucleotide messenger RNA. Lineage: Eukaryota; Metazoa; Annelida; Polychaeta; Sabellida; Oweniidae. The record is from the annotation of a GenBank genome assembly.
AUGUUAAACUAAAGAACAGUCCAGCUGAACUGGUCAGACAUGAGGCACACAUCAGGACACGUAUUGUACAACCAAUCUGUGAUAAACUGAGCAGUUCACAUCCUGCACUAGCAGUAUCCAAUGUAUAUCUAAAUGGAAGUACGUCAAAUCAGACAAAGAUAGAUACACCAAAUGAAUUGGAUUAUGUACUUCCAAUGGUCCAUUCUGAUCAUGUUCAAAUGAAACAACAUUGUGAUAUUGAUUGGGAAGUAAUAGACUGCAGGAUUCAUCCCUCACAACAUCAACGAUUGUCUCAAUAUCCAGGGUUAUUAGAUUCAAAGGGUUUUCUUGAACCAUACAGUUUUAUUCAGAAAUAUCUACCACAAAUUGUGAAUGAAAGUCUAUUAGAACUACACUCAGAGGGUAGCCUGGUAUACAAGGGUAAGAUAGCCCUAGAGGAGGAACCCAUUGAAUCAUCAAAGCUGAAAUACAAUGAAGUACAGCUAGAUAAAGAAAGACAUGUAACAAGUCUCUGCCUACGUGUUGGAGGAUUAUUAUGUGCUACUGACAUUGACUUAUGUUUCUGCCUGAAGAAGCUUGAGUUGCCUUAUACGAAUAGUAGAUUCAAAUUCUACAUAGCAGUAGCCAAAUGAAGGUGGCUAUUGUCAUAUUAUGAAAUACCAGCUGAAAGAGUUAAAAGAUUAGAUGAUCAUCACAGAAAGAUAGUCAUGGC